AUGAUCGCUACAACGAUUCUUCUCUCUCUUGCUCUUGCUGCUCACGCGGCGCCUUCUAGGCGCCAGUCUGGGGACAACGGCUCUUGCCAAGCCCUGCAGAUAGAGUGCGCCGCGACGGUCAAAUCCGACCUCAGCGACGCUUGGAAUAUCAAGGCUUGCGUCUUCGGCGCGUCGUGCUUCGGUGGUCAGCAUCCCGUGGAUGGUUUCCUUGCCGCCGUCUACAGCGACCGCGGCGAGAGUGGUGCAGCCCCCGCGAGUGUCAACUUGCCGCGUGUCACCGGGCCGCUCUUCAAUUCCAUCUCUACGGACGGGAAGACCUUGAGCCAACAGAACUUCAUCGACGGUUACUACUCCUCUCUCGAUGCAACCGGCGGCCCGUAUCCCACCGAUGUCAAUUAUGUCAUUGGUCUCUAUGAGCAGCUCCAGGAUUGGACCGCGUUUUGUAACAAGCCUAUCCCUCUCCAGAACUUUGCAGACUACUACCAAUAUUCGUCGAGCGUGAGCAGCAGCGGCUGCUCCGCCACAACCACUACGACAUCUUCUGCGCCGGCGGCCACGACUCCUGUCAUCAGUUCUGACGCCAGUUGUCAGAAGAUGUUCACGACGUGCAUCACGCAGGUCGACCAGAAGGUGACGAACCCAUGGGCCGUCGAGGCUUGCGUUUUGGGCGCAACUUGUUUCGGUGGCCAACGCCCGGUUGACGGUUUCCUCUCUGCUGUCUAUGGCGUGAAGAACUCCGGUUCCUCUGGAGCGCCUGCAUCCCUCAACGAGCCGCGCGUGUCCACCGCACUCUUCGGCAAGGUAUCCACGGAUGGAAAGACUGUGACGCAGCAGAACUUCAUCGAUGCGUACUAUGGCACACUCUCAAGUGUUGGCGGCCCGUAUCCUUCCAGUGCGAAUCAGGUCAUUGGGUACUUUGACCGUGUUCUCGACUGGACGGCCUUCUGCCCAGGCGCUGGCAUUCCGUACAUGAAUUUUGCAGACUACUUUGAAUACUCCGCCAGCGUUCAGGGCGGGAACGCCCAAUGCUAA
Molecule: messenger RNA, 1032 nt
Organism: Peniophora sp. CBMAI 1063
Lineage: Eukaryota; Fungi; Basidiomycota; Agaricomycetes; Russulales; Peniophoraceae
Source: the annotation of a GenBank genome assembly